AUGAAGUUGCAGACCGGAGCGACUCAGGUUGCACUGCGUACUUCACAGCUGAUGCGUGCAGGAUCCAACAUUCGCGGUGGCAGGACUGCUGUUUCCGAGCCCGCAUGGUACAAAGUUGUCUUGGCCAACCCGCCGACACACCAGCUCUUGCCCAAGCUGCGCAAGCUCAAGGAGUACGUUGAGGUUGCUCGGGCCCAGCCAGAAGUGAACACCCGUACUGGUAUGUACACUACGCGAAUCAAGGCCAAAUUCAACACCCGUGCUGGUCACCUGUACAAGCUGUCCAAGAUUGAGUAUCCCGAGGACAAGAUCCGUCGCCUGUUUUACACAAACCACCCUUGGGAGAUGGCUCGCCCGCGGAACAUGAUCGAGAACAGCGGCCGGUCUGUGGCAGACUGCGACUGGUCUAAUAUGCGUCAGCCCACUCUCCGUCUCAGCGGUGAGAACGUUGUCCAGCGCACCCUUUGGUUGGCUUCGCAGCCUGCGUACAUGAAAGAGCACGGCAAGGACUGGUACGAGGCCUACAAACAGGCCCGUCUCGAGUUCUACCGUCUGCGUAUUGAUGAGAAUGCCAAACAGCAGGUCGCGGCCGAGGAGGCUAUCAUGAACGGUGCUGUCUUUGGUCCUUCAAGCAUCGAGCACGGUGUUGCCGUUGAGCAAAAGGUUAUUGACAAGUACAUUGAUAUUGCCAAGAAGGCCACCGAGCUCAAAGCCCAGCGUAGAGCGGGAGCCCAGACCGAAGCUGAAGAGCCCUCCUCUGCAUAG
Messenger RNA from Wickerhamiella sorbophila, 765 nucleotides. RefSeq names its product 37S ribosomal protein S25, mitochondrial. Gene Ontology annotation, molecular function: structural constituent of ribosome. Gene Ontology annotation, cellular component: mitochondrial small ribosomal subunit. NCBI's taxonomy places the organism in Eukaryota, Fungi, Ascomycota, Dipodascomycetes, Dipodascales, Trichomonascaceae. Bases 1 to 765 code for a protein of 254 amino acids. The transcript has a single exon. The record is from RefSeq and is a predicted model, not a curated record.